Messenger RNA from Mobula hypostoma (lesser devil ray), 2129 nucleotides. RefSeq names its product small integral membrane protein 8 (gene smim8). Lineage: Eukaryota; Metazoa; Chordata; Chondrichthyes; Myliobatiformes; Myliobatidae. The record is from RefSeq and is a predicted model, not a curated record. The coding region runs from base 161 to 451 and encodes 96 amino acids. The transcript is spliced from 3 exons.
GUUUUAUUUUACAUUGCGUCAUAAUAAAGAGUUCUUUAAAGAGGGAAAAUAAAUUCAGCUGAUUCUCCCGAAGUGAGUUGAAAGUAACCAUUGUGCAGAUGUUCAAGGGGAGGAAAGGCCCUCCUACAAUUGAAGGAUCAAAAAUUGGACUUUGUCAGAAAUGUCAUCUUCACCCGACCCUACAGAUGGCAAGACAGAGCCUCCAAAGAGUACUGGUUAUAAAACUCCAGGACUGAGGGGAAUACGAACCACCAGCCUUUUCCGAGCCGUCAAUCCAGAGCUCUUCAUUAAACCCAAUAAACCAGUGAUGGCUUUUGGACUACUUACCAUAACACUCUGUGUGAGUUAUAUUGCUUAUUUGAAUGCCACAACAGAAAACAAAGAUUUAUAUGAAGCAAUCGACAGUGAAGGAACAAGAUACACAAGGCGAAAGACAUCAAAAUGGGAAUGAAAUAUGAAGGAAAUCAGUACACAAAACUGCAGCCAAAGAACUGCUGAAAUAUUUAUUCCAGUGUUGGGUAGUAAUAUUGCAUAAGUAAAGAUGUUUGCAUUGUGAUCAGGACACUUCAAUAUUAUGAUGAGUAUAAUUGGCUUUCACGGUUACAUCUUGAGUGAUCAAAUUCUCUACUAUUCACAUUACCGGUCAAUAUCAGUCUUUUCCCAUUUUAAUUUACAAUAAUCUCUUUAUCUUCUACAACAGGUAAGGAGAUGGAGUAUAUCUGCAACAUGGUUCAAUGAGAGCAAAUGAACCCUACAUAAAACUCAUCAAGCGUUUUCCUACUCAGUUUGUUGUUGUUUGACAGUUCUGUCUCCCACUCACCAUGCCAGUUCUUUCUCUCCCCCGACAAUCAAAGUGAUACUAACACUCUUGUAAAGACAAGUUAGACAUAGCAAUACCACUAAGGAUUAAUUCCCUGAAGCUGCUUCUGCCAUUUAGUGAGAUCGUAGAGCUAUCUCUGUGUAUCUGUAUUUUGCACAUGCUCUGCAAUACCUUUGAUUUAAUUAAAAGUUAAUACCAAGUUUAAAAGAAAACAAAACAUUUAACUCAACAUUAAUUAAUGCUCACAGAAGAGAAUUCCAAACUAACCACUUGCUCCAGAUUCCAGCAUCUGCAUUUAACUGUGUACGCUUGUGGAAGUGUUUCCUAAGCUCACUCCUGAAAUGCAUAGUUCAUUUCAACCAUACCUCUAAUUCUAAGUAUUUUCCAUUUAGCAUGUCUAUUCCCACAAUAUCUUCAAAAUUUCAAUUAAAUUAGAGGAGCUGUAUGCAUUCUGUUGUCUCUGCCUCUGAUGACAUGGGAGUUUACCUGCCAGCAUUAAUACAUAUUAUAGGUUAGACAUUAUGAAAAGCUCCAUCUAGCAGUUGGUUGAAGAACUGCUGAAACUUGCUUCUAAACAGUAACCAAAUACAAAUAGACUUAAAACAGAGAAGUAGGAUUUGAUUUUAAAUUGCCUUCCAAUUUCGAGUGCAUUUUUCUGGGACUUUUGCCUUUCAUAUUGUUUGUGAAAUUUAUUGAUCAUCUCAAAGCCAAAUUGAACAAUGGGACAGUGGCAAUCGGGUUCAAAAGACGAAACUCCUGCAAAGAAAAUUCAUCAACCUGUGAAAAGAAAACCAAAUGAGCAUUUCUGUUCCAGACCUUGUAUUGAAGCUGACCAGCUUCUGAACUCACUGAAUGUGUCUGUUCUGGGGGUUGUUAUACUAAGUUCAAUAGUAUGUAUAGUUUGCUCCCGAAUUCUUCAUUGAGUAAGUUCUGGACUUCACAAAAUGAUUCUGUGCAGCCAUAACUAGUUCUCUAAGACCAUGUCUAUAAAAUCAAAUGCACUGAAUGAGAACACAAUACUUGUGGUUCUAUGUGUCUGGGUAAAUUGCUGCCAUUUUUUCACUUACAUAGCUGCAUAUGGAUCAAUUGUACAAAAUUGCACAGAAGGACUUAAAAUUGUAAUGGAAUUUCUAUUUGGUAUCAAUGAAUGAUUUUGCUUAUAAAAGCGGACAUUGUUUUAUUCUGGAGAUGAGAUUACAGACUGAGCUCAAAUAAUCUAUUGUAAUUUAAGAGACUGAAAGUUAUGACUAUUAUACUACCAUAACCUAUCUAAUAAAGUAGUUGAAGAGAUGAGCUUUUGUCUGAUAUG